Messenger RNA from Tauraco erythrolophus (red-crested turaco), 446 nucleotides. NCBI's taxonomy places the organism in Eukaryota, Metazoa, Chordata, Aves, Musophagiformes, Musophagidae. The record is from RefSeq and is a predicted model, not a curated record.
AUGGGACAGAGUGCUGUGAGGAGAACUGGACUGGAAAGGGGAGCAUCAGCGGUCUCUUCGCAAAGUUUUCCUCCACUGCGCCUUACCAAACCUAGACUUCUGGCAGAGAAUGAACAGUCAGAAGAAACUCAUUCCUGGCCCUUCCCUGGUCCAGCUGCCAGCCACGCCAGGCAGCAGCCUUUUGGUCUGGGCCUGCAGGUAGCCCUUGCACUAUGGUUAAGCUUAACUGAAGUGUAUGAGAGAGAAGCUGAGACCUGCCUAAUCCCAGAGUAUGUCUCGGGGGACUUAUUUGAUGCAAUCACAGAAAGUGUGAAGUUCAUGGAGCAUGAUGCUGCUGUCAUCAUCACUGACCUGUGUGAAGCACUGGUUUACAUUCACAGCAAGACCAUUCUCCACAGGGACCUCAAACCAGAGAACCUUUUGGUAAGCAGUGGCAAACGUAUUGU